Molecule: messenger RNA, 345 nt
Organism: Triticum turgidum subsp. durum (durum wheat)
Lineage: Eukaryota; Viridiplantae; Streptophyta; Magnoliopsida; Poales; Poaceae
Source: the annotation of a GenBank genome assembly
AUGCCAAACACUUUGCCACCUAGGAUAGUCUAUAUUUGUAUUUCAUUCAGUUAUCUCAUAUUUCCAGUAAAAAAACUCUUCGCUUUGGGGUUUUGGAAUAAUCUUCAGGAAGUUGGUGACGAGUUAGUAGAACUUAUAGAAAUUGUAGAAAAUAGCCCCUACGGAAUUACAAAGAGCGAGAAUAAGGAAGCCGGCAAACUUAGUGCUUCAUGGUAUUUCAGUAGAAAGGAAAUAGAAGAGAAUUCUCCGUCUAAGAGGGAUGGCAUUGAUUUAAAGAAAGAGAGUUACCUUCGGAAAUCGUAUUGCACUUAUCUACAAGAUUUGGGGAUGCGGCUCAAAGUGUAA